ACAACAGUCCCGUCCUGUGCCUAGAGGACAGACGCUGCUGUCUGCUCGUACUGAGAGUGAAAGGGGGGGAGGAUUGACUUUUACCUGCUGAAGAAGCCGCAACUCAGCCCCCCCACCUCCCCUCUUCUUUGCUCUUCCCUUCAAACCCAGCCUGCGUGGAGCCGCAGAGGACUGUCAGCCUGUACAGACGAAGCACACGAUCAGAGCGCUGGCAGAGCAACUGUGCCUACAGCUCUGCUACCUGCUCCACCACCUUGUAUUACUCUCCCUCACACAUGCACACCAAAAUGCACUCACGGGCACACAUUCAGGGAACUUUCUCUCGCGAGCACACACUUACACGCUGAACGAGCAAGGAGCCUGCCAGGCAAGCACACCCCCUCCCAUUAUCUGUGUGGGGAGUAGAUCUGCUCAUAUUGGUGUGAGAAGCGAGGGGUUGUAUUUCGUUUCUCAGCGGCAGCAGCAGCAGCAACAGCAGCAGCAGCAGGACGGGACCAGAGGAGAGAGCAGUCAUCACCAGAGAACACACACCAGCUUCUACAACUGAAGCGUGUGCCAGUGGGACAGCCAUGGAGGACACCCUCACCUGCAGCCAUGCCACCUUCUCCCAGGUGUUUGGACGCCAGGGACAGCUCAUGCAAGCCACCGUCCAGUCUCUGAACAGCUUGAACGACCAGAUUGCUCAGUUCAUGGUGACCAGACCUUGUAGUCUGGCUGAUGAGGACGAGGCCUUCAUCCCAGGAGAGAGGGACACCUUGAGGAAGUCCAUGACCCUAAUGAGACAUCUGCUUGUGGAUGCUCAGGGGAAAAUCCUUAAAAUGAUGGAAGACAACAAACAUCUGGCACAGAGGAUUGAUGGGGCCAUCCAGUCUGCCAGUCAGGAAGUGACCAACCUCCGCUCCGAGCUCUCUGCCACCAGCCGCAGACUGGCAGAACUGGGUGCCAGCAGUCCCCCUGCCUUGGAGAACCACCACCAGCACAAUCACCAUGAUGACAGCCUCCACUACCGGGAUCCAUCGGUGCAUCACAGACAGAAGACAGUGGUGACGGACAUGUGUUACCCAACAGAGAUAUCCAGCCUGAUGGACUUUGGCACCCAAGACUGCUCGCUAGGAAAAGUGUUGUUGCGUGAGGAGGUUGCCCAGCUUCAAGAGGAGGUCCACCUGCUCAGGCAGAUGAAGGACAUGUUGAGUAAAGACCUGGAGGAGACCCAGGGAGGCUGCUCUGCCAAUCUGCUCUCAGCCACCGAGCUCCGUGUGCAGCUAGGUGACAAAGAGCAGGAGCUGGACCGAGCCAAGGAGGCCUUACAAGCUAUGAAAGCAGACCGUAAGCGUCUAAAAGUGGAGAAGGCAGACUUGGUGAGUCAGAUGCAGCAGCUGUACACAACACUGGAGAGCAGAGAAGAGCAACUGCGAGAAUUCAUACGCAACUACGACCAACACCGAAAGGAGAGUGAGGAUGCAGUGAAAGCCCUGGCAAAGGAGAAGGACAUGCUGGAGAGAGAGAAGUGGGACCUGAGGAGGCAGACCAAAGAAGCCACAGAACAGGCCAACAUCCUGCGUUCUCAGAUGGACAUGAAGGAGAACAGAGUCAAAGAGUUGGAGGCCGAACUCACCAUGGCAAAGCAGUCCUUGGCCACCCUGACAAAAGACGUACCCAAGCGCCACUCAUUGGCCAUGCCUACAGAGCCCGUGGUGAACGGGAGUCAGGAAUGGGUGAUGCAGGCCGACCUGCCGCUCACUGCCGCCAUCCGUCAGAGCCAACAGACCCUCUACCACGGACACACCACAGACAGACAGGCUGUGGUCAGGAUCAGCCCCUGCCACUCUCGACAGCCCUCUGUCAUCUCUGACGCCUCUGCGGCCGACGGGGACCGCUCAUCCACGCCCAGUGACAUCAACUCACCUCGUCACCGGACCCACUCCCUCUGCAAUUCCAUGGAGGACCUGGAGGACCAGAAGCGUAAGAAGAAGAAGGAGAAGAUGACUCUGGGAUCCCUGUCACGGGUGUUCGCUCGGGGCAAGCAGCGCAAGUCACUGGACCCCGGCCUGUUUGAUGACUCUGACAGCCUCACACAGCAGAGCCUGUCUGAUGGAGAGGAGCAGCUGGACCGCCUCCAGCAGGCAGAGCUCACUCGAAACACAUGCAUGUCACUGUGGAGGGCAGGUGCAGUCCAGGCCUGGCUGGAGGUUGUCAUGGGAAUGCCCAUGUACAUCCGAGCCUGCUCUGAAAACGUCAAAAGUGGCAAGGUGCUUCUAGGCCUGACAGAUGAGGAUCUAGAACUGGGGCUGGGUAUCACUAACCCCAUUCAUCGCAGGAAACUAAGACUGGCCAUUGAGGAUUACAGGAAAGCUGAAGGGGACCAAGGACUAUCAAAAGCAUCUGAGAUGGACCAUCACUGGGUUGCAACAUCAUGGCUGAGUGAUGUGGGGUUGUCGCAAUAUUCCCAGACCUUUCAGACUCAUUUAGUGGACGGGCGAGUGUUGAACUCUCUGAGCCGCAGAGACCUGGAGAGAUUCCUUAACAUCAGCGACCAGUACCACCAGACCAGUCUACUCCUGGCAAUCCAGCUCCUGCAGAUGCUCAGUUUUGAUAAAGAGGCCCUGCAGGCACGGCGGACAAAAUGUGAGCACCAAGAUCGGGACCCCAUUGUUUGGACAUGUCACAGAGUAAUGAAGUGGAUCAGAGACAUAGACCUCAAGGAGUUUGCAGACAAUCUUCAGGGUAAAGGGAUUCAUGGAGCGCUGAUGGCUCUGGACCCGUCCUUCAACACAGAUGCCAUGGCCAAAGCCCUCGGGAUCCCCAGCAACAAACACAUGCUGCAUCGGCACCUAUAUGAAGAGAUGAAAUCACUUUCCCUCCCUCACAGCAGUGCAGAACAGAACAAUGAGCCUAUUGGUUCCUCUUCACCUGUGGCUGUUAACCGCUUUGCUGAAGAGCGGGUGUCUGUGAGAAGAUCAGCUAAGAGUCCGCUGAGGUUACGAGCAAACAGCCACUCUGUGGAGCGAAGUCUGGGCUUCCACGGCAGCUGUGGCUCUUUGCCCAGAGAGGCCAGAGUUCAAGCCAUUCCUCGGGCCAAAGGCAGCCCGAUGCACACCUUCAAGAGUGUUGAAAUCACCAACGUCUGAAGCAGCCGCAGCCAUCGACAUCGCUCACGUUGUUUACUAUUGUUUACACUGUUAUUGUAUUACAAUUGUUUACUACUGAGACUGACCUACAAAGGGAUGUACCAUUUACUUUUAUCAUUUGAACUAUUUUGGCUAUUAUAAGACUAACACAUAGUCAGAACAGAGACCUAAUGGAGCUGUUGUAAAUAUAAUUAUAAAAGUCAAUUUUGUUUUCUCCAAAUGAGUUUUGUAUUAUGAGUUUAUAGAAGGCUCAAGAAUAACCUACAAACAUAAGUGAAGAGAGUUGUUUUCCUUUGAUGCCUUAUGUGAAACAGGUCUCACAGCAUUGUUGUUUACUGGUCUGCUCUUUCAACUAUUUCUUAACGUGUUUUAACGCGUGUUGACGUGUUUUCGUUGCACAUGUAAGUAUAUGGAUAAUUACGCUUGAGCUGCUGGGACACAAAAAAGUCAUCAUAACAUGCUUUCACUGUAGAUACAUAUCCACUGUCAAUGAGCUAUGACGUCAGCAGCUCUACAUACACGAGUUAGAUGUUGUUUCUGGCUCACAUCAGUUCCUCCACCUCCUCUGACCUUCUCAUGGUCCGUGCACGUUUGUCAUCACAGUCAUUAUUAUGAUUAUUAUUGCUGUAAUAGAUAACAGACCUUAGUUUAAAACAUGAAAAUAUACAAAAUGUGGACACAUGACAGAGGUAACUUGUCAAAAAAAAAAAUCGCCAAGAGUCCACUCUUGCACACAAGACAAUCUUUAACAAGCAGUCUGUACUUUUAAAAACUGGUAAAAAUACAUCUAUUAUUUUACUGACAAAAAAAAACAUUGUAUGAAGGUGACAUGUAGAUAAAACAUACAGCUGAAUGUUGGUUUUUGAAAGUGUGUAAAAUUCAAGCAAAUCGCCUCGACAUGUUUAUACUGUAUAAGCACUGAAACAACGGCAAUACUGUUACUUAUAUUAUGAACUCAAUGGAGAGAAUGUAAGGGCACAUUUUGUACAGUUUAAACAUCUUUUAUAACACAUGGUUGUACACAGUUUGCUGUUUCUGAGCAUGAAAAAAACAGAUAUGAAAUGUCACAGGGCCUCACUGUGUGCUAGUAGAAAACAGGUUUGUCAACCACUUUCUCGGGGCGUCUCCUCCAAGUCAACGAAUGCAGAGUUGUUUGAGCGGGAAGAUUGGACCAGUUCAAACCUGUAUAGAAAGAGAAAGGAAGGACUCAAAUGGUGUUUGUGUUAAUAUGACAUUCACUGUCUCUCUCGUCACCCAACUGUCACAGCUUUUCAUGUAUGCCAACAAUAAAAGUGAU
This is a messenger RNA of Larimichthys crocea (large yellow croaker), 4425 nucleotides long. RefSeq names its product kazrin, periplakin interacting protein b (gene kaznb). The transcript is spliced from 18 exons. The coding region runs from base 570 to 3128 and encodes 852 amino acids. Gene Ontology annotation, molecular function: protein binding. The record is from RefSeq and is a predicted model, not a curated record. Lineage: Eukaryota; Metazoa; Chordata; Actinopteri; Sciaenidae.